CUGAGCUGGGGACACAAGCAGUGGAAGCUGGCAGGCUCUGCCUGCCCCUCCUCAGGCUCCUGGAAUUAACUGCACCCAUGUGCGCCCUGUAUACCAAUGCUGGGUGCCGGGACCUGCCGGAAGGGUCCAUGGAAGAGGAUGAUGAUGACGACUAUGAGAACAUGACGCCACCCUACAAGGACCUUCCUCCCAAGCCAGGUUGGAUGGCUCCACCAAGACCUCCCAGGGCAGGAAAGAAAUCGGAGAGGCCCCCACUUCCCUGUAAGCUCCCGAAGAACACGGGCCUGAAUGUCACCCCGGUCACCAGCUUGACACCUCAGCUGGGCACUGAUCUGAUGCAUCUUCCAUCCCAGUCACCUGUAGCCACAACUCCAGUGCCCUGGAUCAGUCAGAAGUUCGGAGGUCUUAUGUGUUACCAGGAGAGACUGUUGGUGUACCUGUGUCUGCUGGUGGUGGUGUCACUGCUCAUGGGCUGCACCAGUCUGGUUGUGACUCUGAUCAAGUACCAGGAGGUGGUGGAAGAACUGAGGAUGUUGACCUUCCAGCAUAUGGCAUGGCGAGCGAAUGUGACCGGCAUGGUGGGGUUAGCUGGCCUGAAGAAGGACCUUGAGCGCAUAAGAGCUGACACCAACCAGUCCCUGCUGGAACUUCGGGGCUUAUUAGACUGUACCAGGGUCACCUGCCCUGAAGGCUGGCUCCCUUUUCAGGGUAAGUGUUACUACUUCUCUCCAAGCACCAAGACAUGGGAUGAAGCCCGGACGUUCUGCCAGGAGAAUUACUCUCACUUGGUCAUCAUCAGUAACUCUGAUGAACAGGACUUUGUGGCCAAAGCUCAUGGAUCUCCACGGGUGUACUGGCUGGGGCUGAAUGACAUAAACGUCGAAGGGGACUGGAGGUGGCUGGAUGGGUCACCCGUCACUUUGAGCUUUUGGGACCCACAGGAACCCAACAACCUCUAUAAUAAUGAGAACUGUGCCAGCAUGAACAAGGGUGGCACCUGGAAUGACCUCUCCUGCGACAAAACUACGUAUUGGAUUUGUGAGCGGAAGUGUUCCUGUUGAACCCCAGAGCUGAGGCUGGGUGGAGGUCCAUCCGUACCCCAUGCCCCUCGGCUCUUGGAGGUGAGAACCUCCCGCCCUUCUGGAACUGACAUGAAUAGUGGGAACUGGCAGCACCCAGGAUGGAACCACCGGACGCAGCAAGUUCCCUGGGGUGCAAGUCAGAUCACUUCUGGGGUGAGGACUUGGGGCUUGUUCAGUUGCAUGGUGUGUUAGUCUGCUCAGGCUGCUGUUACCAAAUACUGUACCCUGGAUGGCUUAUACAUAACAGACGUUUUUUUCCCCUCAAAGUUUUGGAAGCUGACAAGCCCAGGAUCAAGGCUCAGAGAGAUAUAGUGUUUAGUGAUGACCUGCUUCCUGGUUCAUGGAUGUCAUCUUCUCACUGUGUCCUCACAUGCUGGGAGGAAUGAGAACUCUCUGGGGUCCAUUUUUAUUUUUUAAAGACUUUUUAUUUUGUAUUGGGGUAUAGUCAACUAACAAUGUUGUGAUAGUUUCAGGUGAGCAGCGAAGGGACUCAGCCAUACAUACACACGUAUCCAUUCUUCCCCAAACUCCCCUCCCAUCCAGGCUGCCACAUAACACUGAGCAGGAUUCCCUGUGCUCUAUAGUAGGUCCCUGUUGGUUAUCCAUUUUAAACAUAGCAGAGUGUACUUGUCCAUCCCCAACUCCCUAACUAUCCCUUCCCUGCAUCCUUCCCCUGGGCAGCCUCAAGUUCAUUCUCUAAGUCAGUGAGUCUCUUCCUGUUCUGUAAGUAAGUUCAUUUGCAUCGUUUCUUCUUAGAUUCCACAUACAAGGGCUGUCAUAUUAUAUUGGGGUCCCUUUUAUAAAGACACUAAUCCCUUUCAUGAAGGCUCCACCCCAAGACCUAAUCACCACUAAGGCCCUACCUCCUAAGAGCAUCACACUGGGGUUUGGGAUUUAACAUGGAAGUUUUUUGGGGUUGUGGCGUUGGUGGGACACAACUCAGUCCAGAGUAGAUGAGCAGGAGGGAUAUAAGGUUUUAGUAAUGGUCUCCCAGUUCUGGGUCUGGAGGGAACUCACCAGGUCCCUGAUCAUGGCUCUUAGGAAACCAUAUGGACUCCAGGAGCUCCAAGUCUGACAUUAUUUGAGCUGGAACUGAAAAUCCUAUGGCUCCUUUGGACCAUGAUCAUGAUGUGAUGGGACUCGGACCCUUUACUGCCUACCUGAUGUGAACCAACUUCUGGGAAGCCAUGCCAUGCUCACUGCUCAGUCGUGUCUGACUCUGCGACCCCAUGGACUGUAGCCCACCCGAAUCCCCUGUCCAUGGGAUUCUCCAGUCAAGAGUACUGGACUGGUUUACAUUUCCUUCUGGGAAGCAGGUGGGGCAAUGAUUCCUGACAUGCAACUGUUUCCAUGUCCUGGGUGAGGUUUACCCAACCUAGGUGGUGGAAUCAGACCUCUGCCAAGACUUGAGCCGUGGAACUUCUAGAAAGGGAGACCAGCUGAAAGUCAAAAUUCCUCACCUAGGCCAGGCCAUGACUUUGUGAGAUCCUCAGGACAAUAAUGGAGACAUCUUCCUACCUGCUUGUGCCUUUAGGUGGUUUGUGAAGCUCUUUGAUGAAGUAAUUCAUUUUACUAUGGAUGGAUUUUCUUGGACUAUUAGCUCUUUUUUUAAAAAAAUUAUUUAUUUUUAAUUGAAGGAUAAUUGCUUUACAAUAUUGUGUUGGUUUCUGCCAUAUAUCAACAUGCAUCAGCCAUAAGUAUAUAUAUGUCCCCUCCCUCCUGGCCCUCCCUCCCACCUCCUACCUCAUCCCACCCCUCUGUUGUCGCAGAGUACUGGGUUUGCGUUUCCGGCAUCAUAUAGCAAAUUCCCACUGGCGUAUUUUACAUACAGUAAUAUGUAUGUUUCCAUGCUACUCUCUCCAUUAGCUCUUGCAAUGUUGUUGUUUAGUUGCUGAGUCAUCUCUGACUCUUUGUGACCCCAUGGACUGUAGCCUGCCAGGCUCCUCUGUCCAUGGGAUUUCCCAGGCAAGAAUACUGGAGUGGGUUGCCAUUUCCUUUUCCAGGGGAUCUUCCCAAUCCAGGGAUUGAACCCGAGACUUCUGCAUUGGCAGGUGGAUUCUUUCCCACUGAGUCACCAGGGAAGCUCUCUUGCAACUUUAGAUCUUUUCAAAAUAAUCAGUUCACUGUGUGGUCCUUGCCUACUGUGUCAGUUUGCUGGGACUGUCAUAAUAAAGUGUCAUAAACUGACUUAAACAACAGAAAUGUCUUUUUAUUUU
Messenger RNA from Dama dama (fallow deer), 3298 nucleotides. RefSeq names its product C-type lectin domain containing 17A (gene CLEC17A). The coding region runs from base 78 to 1061 and encodes 327 amino acids. The record is from RefSeq and is a predicted model, not a curated record. Lineage: Eukaryota; Metazoa; Chordata; Mammalia; Artiodactyla; Cervidae. The transcript is spliced from 12 exons.